AUGAAGAACAGAACAUCAGGGUUGCUUAAGCAGAUCAUAUCAAAUCUGAGCUCAAUGGCCAAGUCAAAAACCAUGGCCUUGAAGUCCAAAACAAACGCCAUAAGGGCUCGUUUGAUCAUAUUCUCGUUGAUGAAGAACAAGAAGUUGUUGAUGAGUUCCCUCUCUGAGAAGUUCCAUUCUGUAUGGGGGCACAGUUCUCAGUCCAAGGAUGAUUGCUUAUUGGAAGAUGGCAAUGACCAAAGCAAGGCCAUAGUGUUGUACAACAAUUCACACUCCUAUGAGGCCUUGCCAAACCCCUGUGAAACCCUAGUGGUUGAGGAGCAAGACCAAGAUGACUAUGAAGGUUACUACAACUAUGAUGAUGAUGAUGAUGACAAGUACCCGGAUCUCACACACUCCCUUUUUGAGUCUGAGGAUUUGGAUCUUGGAAGGUCAGUGAUUGACUUGGUGAAGAAUUCAAAGGAAGAAGAAGGGAAAGAGUUUAAACUGGAGGAUGAGAUUGACUUUGCGGCAGACCUUUUCAUCAGGAAGUUCCGUAGGCAAAUGGUGUUGCAGAAGCAAGAGUCAUUGAAGAGGAAGAGGGAAAUGCAGGAAAAUGGUGCAUGA
Molecule: messenger RNA, 606 nt
Organism: Sphenostylis stenocarpa
Lineage: Eukaryota; Viridiplantae; Streptophyta; Magnoliopsida; Fabales; Fabaceae
Source: the annotation of a GenBank genome assembly